This is a messenger RNA of Neurospora tetraspora, 984 nucleotides long. RefSeq lists its product as uncharacterized. Bases 237 to 791 code for a protein of 184 amino acids. The transcript has 2 exons. The record is from RefSeq and is a predicted model, not a curated record. NCBI's taxonomy places the organism in Eukaryota, Fungi, Ascomycota, Sordariomycetes, Sordariales, Sordariaceae.
UCACCAUGGGCCUAGACGAUCUUUUUUCUGGCAAACGAGGAGCAUCACCCUACCUUUCGCUACAUCCUUGAGGACCAUGGUCAGCACCAGGCAACACAUGUGCUCUGAUCCAUCCCCUCAAUCAUGGCUUAUCGAGCAAAGCUAAGCCCGUGCCAUAUAUCGAAUUGUCAUCGACGGUCAGCUUGGGGGUAUCGCGCAACUAACCAGCGCCGACGAAAUCCUGAUCCGUCUUUGCAAUGUCCCAACGGGACGGACGUCGUGGCUCCCGAGUCGCCAGAUGGGCUCACCACAUAUGUAUGUGGCCAGCAUCAGCGACCACACUCUUCAUUUCACCAACUGAUGGGUCCCUCGACGAUAAGGGUUCGUUCGGGUGCACCCCUUCUCAUGGCGAAUCGCUGCCAUACGGACGAUCUGCGGCUUGGUCUCUCUUGGAAACCCGGGGUCAGCAAAGUCCAGUCAGGUGCAACGAACGGCGCCAUAGCUGCAUACAACUUCAUCACCGGAGAGGCACAGUAAGCCAGAUUACUACAUGCCCAUACCUUAUCCAGAAGGUUUAUGCGAACUGGAGCAUCAUGAGGGUGUUCAAAGGCACCACCCCCUUUUCUUCAGUUUCCACCUCGUCCAAACCAGCAUCUACCGCUGCAGGCGACGGGCUAACCAAAGUAUGUACCGUUGGUGCAGUGGAGUACCGUCCGGUAGCUAGUGUUGCUGGAGCUCCAUUCGUCAUCGGACGGAGACGGCUGUGCGGGCCCAUAAUCAGAGAGCAUCCAGCUUCAUUUUUGUGGUCUUGAAGUCAGAUCCAAGGCCUAACCUCAUCUCAGGGCAUCGCUAUGCACAUCGCCCUGGGUUGGAGAUGCUAUACUGAGCUACCAUAUUAUGACUUGAAACGUCGAGGAGGGGAAUAUGACAAUUAGCUAUAUCGACAACGGGCAAAAGCUGGAUGUCAAGAGCCUCCUGAACACCCUGUCGGCGAAACUAACGUGA